AGAGGAAAGCCAAAGGCCAGGAGGGAUUUCACCAGCCCUAGGGCAGCAUGGAGCAGCUCUUUUCCUGCCAUGGCCGAAGACUUCUCCAAGCCAGUUUGUGGAAGAAUGGCGUCCAUCUUAGGGCCUCCUCAGGAGUCAGCAUGUUACGAAAGUCGGGGGCCUGUCAAAGGCCUUUGACAAGGACCUUUGCCAUGCUCCGGGGGGCCCACUCUGGCUGCCUAGCUGGCUCUGCUCCCAGGCUUCUUGAGAACCACCUCCAACAGUCAGACAUCCCAAGCCGAUGGGCCUCAGGCGCCACAUGUAACUCACCUCCCAGCUCUGAGAUUGUAGCCCGACCAGUGGGUGUCUGCACCAUGAUGAGACUGCCCUUGCAGGGCUCCCCUGAAGGGCUGGAUGCUGCAUUUGUGGGCGUUCCUCUAGAUAUUGGCACUUCCAACCGACCUGGGACAAGGUUUGGACCUCGACGGAUUCGGGAGGAAUCUGUGUUGCUGAGGGCAGUUAACCCAAGCACGGGUGCUGUCCCCUUCCAGUCCCUCUCAGUGGCUGACAUCGGUGAUGUGGAUGUCAACCUGUACAACCUCGCGGACAGCUGCCGGCUCAUUCGAGAAGGCUAUCAGAGAAUUGCGGCGACCAGCUGUAUUCCUCUCACCUUAGGAGGAGAUCACACAAUCACUUACCCCAUACUGCAGGCGUUGGCGGAAAAGCAUGGUCCUGUUGGGCUGUUGCAUGUCGAUGCCCACACUGAUACAGCUGACAAAGCCUUGGGAGAGAAGCUCUACCAUGGGACCCCCUUUCGUCGCUGUGUAGAAGAAGGACUCCUGGACUGCAGACGAGUGGUACAGAUAGGCAUCCGGGGAUCUUCCAUGACCCUGAAUCCCUACAAAUACAAUCGAGACCAGGGCUUCCGUGUGGUCCUGGCUGAAGAUUGCUGGCUGAAGUCGCUAGUUCCGUUGAUGGGGGAAGUGAGGCAGCAGAUGGGAGACAAGCCUAUUUAUAUCAGCUUUGAUAUUGAUGCCUUGGAUCCAGCCUAUGCCCCAGGGACGGGGACUCCUGAGAUUGCUGGCCUCACACCAAGCCAAGCCUUGGAGAUUAUCCGUGGAUGUCAAGGCCUGAACGUGGUGGGCUGUGAUCUUGUGGAAGUCGCGCCUAUGUAUGAUCCUUCUGGAAACACAGCUCUCCUGGCAGCCAAUCUGCUGUUCGAGAUGCUGUGUGUUCUCCCCAAAGUGAAAACUGUCUGAGCUGUUCCCUGGCCUCGGUGCUUCUCAAAGGGAAAUCUCCUUACAAGGAUGGACUGGUCACAGGGCAGACAGGUCUUAGGAAGAGUCUACAGGCAAGUGGCCUAGCUGAAGCACCCAGAGGAUUAAGCACACUGGACAAGUUUUUGCCAAACCAAAUAACGAUUUUCUGCUAAAUGCGUCUUAAGUGUCUUGUCUGACUUCUAGAAAUGGAAAAAUAAAACGAUCAUCAAUAUAAGCUAA
Phascolarctos cinereus (koala) is the source of this 1478-nucleotide messenger RNA. It is a transcript of the gene AGMAT, whose product is annotated as agmatinase (putative). NCBI's taxonomy places the organism in Eukaryota, Metazoa, Chordata, Mammalia, Diprotodontia, Phascolarctidae. The record is from RefSeq and is a predicted model, not a curated record. Gene Ontology annotation, molecular function: metal ion binding; agmatinase activity.